AUGAUCCAACAGAUUGAAAUCCCGGAAGACCAGACGGCGAAUCAGGCCAUCCUUGACGAAGAGACCGAUGAAGACACUGAUAUCGAGGACUUCGAGGAUGAUGACAUCAGCAUGGCUGAAGAUAACGAAGUCGAGGAGCAGGGACAACAACAAAGCGAAGAGCAGGAAAGAAGACUACGGAGAGCGCGGGAGCUGGAAGAUGCAUACCUAACGCCACCAGCUUCUGACCCGGAGGAAGAAGAACCACAUGGAGUCUUUUCGGUUCACUUUCCAUACGCUGACCCUAAUGGGGUGGUGGUAAAAGCCCCUUUCCAAGUCGAUCUGGAGCCGUUGCAAGCUCAGAAGAGAGUCCGGGUUCAGGAUGAUCCUGAAGAGGAGGCUCACCCUGAGGGGGUGGGUUGCUCUCUUGGAGGAGCGGCAUUUCAAGCCGACCUUGAAGGCCUGAUGAAAGAAUCGCGUUUGAAGGCUCUGGAACCAUUUGAUCAACCAGAGCUGGAUCAGUCAUACAUCGACCGUUUUGCCGACUUCGUCCCGGUGCAAAUUGAGGACGGGGUGCACGGAGCCUUCACAGCAGGAAGGUUGUUCAGACCGAAAAGCGCAAAAGUCCACAAGAGAGACCUACCCGAGCCUCCACAGACGCAGAAGCAACUAGAAAAACACCCGUAUAGAGAGGAAUUCACCCAGGCUCAGAGAGACCACCUGGCCUCACAUGCGGAAAUGGGCUCGUUUGACGAGGUCUUCUGGACGAAGGCUGCUGGAAAGCAGGUCCUCGGUUGCAAGUGGAUGGAUGCGGUCAAUGCUUUUGUUCAUGCCCCCCUCGACGACGAAGAAGUUAUCUUCAUGAGGAUGCCACCGGGGUUCCAGAAGAGGGGGAAAGUCCUACGCCUGAGAAAAGCUCUCUACGGACUACGCCGCUCGCCGCUCCUCUGGCAACAGAUGCUUACGUCGUCUCUAGAGGAACUGGGAUUCAGAAAAGUUCCCCAGGAGCCGUGUGUCAUGAUGAAGGGAGCGGUGACCGUCUUCUUCUACGUUGAUGACAUCAUCUGGGCAUUCCGGAAGGAGGACGAAGGGGUCGUCGAAGAAGCUACUCGGGGACUACAGAAAAAGAUCAGCCUAACUCGGCUUGGAGAACCUCGCUGGUUCUUGGGGAUUCACGCCUAUAUCGACAAGAUCGCACACGCCAAUGAUCUCUGA
Molecule: messenger RNA, 1194 nt
Organism: Hirsutella rhossiliensis
Lineage: Eukaryota; Fungi; Ascomycota; Sordariomycetes; Hypocreales; Ophiocordycipitaceae
Product: reverse transcriptase (RNA-dependent DNA polymerase) domain-containing protein
Exons: 4
Coding region: 1-1194 (397 amino acids)
Source: RefSeq, a predicted model, not a curated record